AGUUUCACAAUUCAUUCGGAUAGAUUACAAAAAUGGAGGAUGAUCGUUGCAAUCGGAGAAGAGAAACAGACGUUAAGUUGUUGGACGUUGGCAAAGAAAAGAACAUUCUCGACAAUUUAACGAUAGAUAAAAACGUGACGGAAGAAGAGUUUGAGAAUUUUAUGCAUCGCGUAACCGAAAUCGAUAAAAUCGUGAAGAAAUUAGCGUCAUCCGAUCCGAUGGACCAGGAGCAAGGUAAAUUCAUGGCCGACGGAAUUUUGGAUGGCCAAUCAAAGAGGGAAAUGUCCGGGCUCGACGAUUUGCGCGUCAUAACAAAUCGAACUGUAAUAAAUAAAAUUGCGAAAGCCGACAACCAGCCUGAUGGUCAGGUGACCGAGAAAGGGGCAUUUAUGAGAAGCAUGGAAAAGGAUGCGAAGGAACGUGCGGAGGAUCGAAAAGUGAGGAACGAGAGAGCAGAGACGUUCAGGAGAAUAGCGAACGGGGCCUUUGAAGUGAAAAAUUACGUAAAAGCCAUAACCUACUACAGUAAAGCUUUGGAACAGCGCAAGGACUCCAUACUGCUUUGGAACAAGAGGGCCUUAACGUAUAUGGAAUUGGGCCUCUUUGACAACGCCCUGCAGGACUACGAGUGGACCUUGAGAUUGAACGAUUCGAAUCUCAUGGCUCUCUUGAACAGCGCCAAGUGUCAAGAGCGUCUGCGGAAUCGAGGAAGGAGCAAAGAAUUGAUCGAAUUGGCCAAGAAGAGAAAUCCGAAUAAACUGAAAGCUAUCGAAAAGUUCGGGAUGGAGCUGAUUGGCAAGUCUGUCGAGUCUGAGGGGUAGAGCUGUGACGUCAGAAUGACCUGAGGUCCAUCUUCGUGGCGCGGGAUUCCUUGACUUCUGAGAGCGAUCGAGGCUCGUGAAGGAAGACCGCACAUUCGAUUCCCUGGUAUCAAAUUUGUUCAUUUGAAGAUGUUAGAUUGGAAGAUGCUCAAUAAAUACGAAGGUGACAGCGA
Cephus cinctus (wheat stem sawfly) is the source of this 994-nucleotide messenger RNA. Its product is annotated as hsp70-Hsp90 organizing protein 1-like. The record is from RefSeq and is a predicted model, not a curated record. The transcript has 4 exons. NCBI's taxonomy places the organism in Eukaryota, Metazoa, Arthropoda, Insecta, Hymenoptera, Cephidae. Gene Ontology annotation, molecular function: protein binding. The coding region runs from base 33 to 821 and encodes 262 amino acids.